GGUGGGACCUGGGGCCGAGAGCGGUUCGCGCGCUUCGGGCCUAGUCCGGACUCGCCGCCGCCUCCGCCAUAUUCCCGGUAACGGGGGCGCGCGGCCGUGGGCCGGCUGGGCCGGAAGAGGGCUCGGGGCCAGCGCUGAGACUGGGAGGGGGAUACCGCAGUGGCAUCUUCCUUACUUUGUCCGUUCUCCGGGCUCGCGAUCUUCCUUCCGGAGCCAUGUCAGAAGGAGUGGACUUGAUUGAUAUCUAUGCUGACGAGGAGUUCAAUCAGGACCCAGAGUUCAACAAUACAGAUCAGAUUGACCUCUAUGAUGACGUCUUGACAGCCACCUCCCAGCCCUCAGAUGAUAGAAGCAGCAGCACUGAGCCACCUCCUCCUGUUCGCCAGGAGCCGUCUCCCAAGCCCAAUAACAAGAGUCCUGCGAUCCUGUACACGUACAGCGGCCUCCGCAAUAGGCGAGCUGCUGUCUACGUGGGCAGCUUCUCCUGGUGGACCACAGACCAGCAGCUGAUCCAGGUUAUUCGCUCUGUAGGAGUCUAUGAUGUGGUGGAGUUGAAGUUUGCAGAGAACCGAGCAAACGGCCAGUCCAAAGGGUAUGCUGAGGUGGUGGUAGCCUCUGAAAACUCUGUCCACAAAUUGUUGGAACUCCUUCCAGGAAAAGUUCUUAAUGGAGAAAAAGUGGACGUGAGGCCGGCCACCCGGCAAAACCUGUCACAGUUUGAGGCACAGGCUCGGAAACGUGAGUGCGUCCGAGUCCCAAGAGGGGGAAUACCUCCACGGGCCCAUUCCCGGGAUUCUAGUGAUUCUGCUGAUGGACGGGCCACACCCUCUGAGAACCUUGUACCCUCAUCGGCCCGUGUGGAUAAGCCCCCCAGUGUGCUACCCUACUUCAAUCGCCCUCCUUCAGCCCUCCCCCUGAUGGGUUUGCCCCCACCCCCAAUUCCACCUCCUCCUCCUCUCUCCUCAAGUUUUGGGGUCCCUCCUCCUCCUCCUGGCAUCCACUACCAGCAUCUCAUGCCCCCUCCUCCUCGAUUACCUCCUCAUCUGGCUGUACCUCCCCCUGGGGCCAUCCCACCUGCCCUUCACCUCAAUCCAGCCUUCUUCCCCCCACCAAAUGCUACAGUGGGGCCUCCACCAGAUACUUACAUGAAGGCCUCCGCACCCUAUAACCACCAUGGCAGCCGAGAUUCGGGCCCUCCGCCCUCUACAGUGAGUGAAGCAGAAUUUGAAGAGAUCAUGAAGCGAAAUAGAGCAAUUUCCAGCAGUGCCAUUUCCAAAGCGGUGGCUGGAGCCAGUGCAGGGGAUUACAGUGACGCGAUUGAGACGCUGCUCACAGCCAUUGCUGUUAUCAAACAGUCCCGGGUCGCCAAUGAUGAGCGUUGCCGUGUCCUCAUCUCCUCUCUUAAGGACUGUCUUCAUGGCAUUGAAGCCAAGUCCUACAGUGUGGGUGCCAGCGGGAGCUCGUCCAGGAAAAGACAUCGGUCCCGAGAGAGGUCACCUAGCCGGUCCCGGGAGAGCAGCAGGAGGCAUCGGGACCUGCUUCAUAACGAAGAUCGGCAUGAUGAGUAUUUCCAAGAAAGGAACCGGGAGCACGAGAGACACCGGGAUAGAGAACGGGACCGGCACCACUGAGAAAGGAGUCUGGUUGGAAGCAAAUGUUUUUUUAAUGGACUUGCAUCUCCUCACCUUGAUCAGGACUAAAGGACGGAGGCCACUCCACCCCCCCCCCUUCCUCCAAACCCCUGACCCCCUUCAGACACCCAGGGAAUACCCUCUGCCCUACAGGACUGAAGACUGCCUGGCAGCCCUCCCAGUCCCACCCCUCCUGUUUGUCAGGGGAAGGAACCUGAAGACUUUGUGUGGUUGGGAGGGCUGGCAGACAGGAAGAAAACCUGUCCAGACCCCUGGUCUCCACAGAGAAUGGUGCUUUGUCCAAGGAAACGUAGGAGUUUCUGAUUCUCCAGGAGCAGUUCAGUGGUGAGGCUGAUAGGAAGACUUUCUUCCCAAAGAAAACGGAUCCUCCCUGCAGGAUCCGGGAGAGUGACUGGGUGUGCCAAAAUAUGCCCAGGCUCCUGCCCUCCGCACGAGGCUUGGUGGGGCCAAGAGGGUCCAAACCCCUUGCUAACAUACCACUUCUUUGUUUAACUCCUUUACCUUCCCAGCCCUUUGAGGAGGGACUCUGAGAACAGAAAUUCCCUUACGAGAAGCUUCUCCUGUUCUUGCUUUUCCCUCUUACAUAUUGACGGUUCGUUUCCCUGACCUCCCAGAGGGCUGAACCUUCCCACCUCCCUGCUGCCCAGCUGCCUCAGUGGACUUGCCCCUCCUAAGUAGAGAAGGCCCCUGAGGUUGCUUGCUGCCGGGGAGCCUGGCAGAGCCAGUUACCACCCGCUGCUGCUCCGUGCUUGGUUGCCUCUUGGAAGAACCCGCUGUACUAGGUGUUCCCUUUCCUGGGGCUUUUUCAUUUCACACGUGGAGCCCCUCCCCCAAGAAGGCUGCUUCCUUGUUUUAGAGGAAGCUACUGCCCUUGGGAGAUGGGGACAUCGGACCUCAGCAGUGAAGAACCCUUGUGAACUCCAGGAGCGGGAGGACGGAGGCAGGUUGGGCAGGCUGUGGCCUACUUCCAUAGAGGCUUUCAUUUUUCAGGUUCGAUGUAAGCAUGGGCUUGCAUCCCCCAGGUACAUACCUAUUUUACUCACUGUGGGAGAACCUGGCACUAGCAGGCAGGUGAAGUCACAGAUUUGGUGUCUUUCCACCUUUUGACUGUUGAUGUAUUAAUAGUUCCCCUCGCUCAGUGUGGAGGUGCUUCCUGCCUCUGAUGAGUGAGGAGGAAGUGGGGCCUGACUCAGGUGAGCUCAGCUCAGAGUUCUAAGGACCACCACUCCGGGGGCCAUUUUCUACACAGGCAAAUGGAAUUGCUUUUCCCAUAACAUCCAAGUUGUGUGGUUGCUGCCGACGACAGCUGCAGCUACAGAGUCCUGCGGUACCCGUGGGGCGAUGGCUGCUGCCUCUGCAUGCGUGUACGGGGCACAUGACAUCUAACAGGAGAAGAGACGUGGCAUGUGAGACGAGCUGUGGCAUGUGAGACGCAGGGUCACCCGAGACCCUCUGGCUCAGAGGGGAGAGACUGAGUUGGACCGGAACCCUUCUUCUUCCCUGCACGUUUCUGAUGUAGCCCUCAGUCAGUCAGUGAGGGGGUCCCCGCAGGGCUGGAGAGGCACAUUCCCUUGGGACAGAGGCUACAUGUUUGCAGCUUUUUUCCCCCUGUCCCCAACCCCAUCCCCACCUCCACUUCAGAACAUGGCCCCCCGCCCGGCUGGCCAAGUGUUAAGUGAUGUGCUUAUCCUCGAGAGCAGCUCCGGGUGUCUUUUUAAAAUGUAGAGAAAACCAAGUAAGGUGACAGUUUAAGGAAAAAAAAUAUAUAGAAUACCAGAAAAGCCGUUUACCCGGAGAAUUUUUUCUCCCCAUUUUUGUUUUGUUUUUACUCAAUGACACAAAUUUUAGUUCUAUUUCCUGAUAGCAAAAGGAAAAAAAAAAAAAAAAAACCCAGCCCUCAAAAAGGCCAAGGCCCCGUCCCCCUGUUGUCGGUGAUUUGUUUGUCUUUCUGAUAGGUUGAAAAUUGUGUAAUAAACUUGAUGACGCUGUCAAUCUUUUA
Lutra lutra (Eurasian river otter) is the source of this 3651-nucleotide messenger RNA. It is a transcript of the gene CPSF7, whose product is annotated as cleavage and polyadenylation specific factor 7. The coding region runs from base 216 to 1631 and encodes 471 amino acids. NCBI's taxonomy places the organism in Eukaryota, Metazoa, Chordata, Mammalia, Carnivora, Mustelidae. Gene Ontology annotation, biological process: mRNA alternative polyadenylation. Gene Ontology annotation, molecular function: mRNA binding. Gene Ontology annotation, cellular component: mRNA cleavage and polyadenylation specificity factor complex. The transcript is spliced from 10 exons. The record is from RefSeq and is a predicted model, not a curated record.